AUGUCCAGCUAUGAAGGACCGGCGACGGCAGAAGCCGGACGUUCGGUUGUGUUGCAUGGCACAGACGGGAGGAGCUCGCAUGCGAUUGACAUCGACUUGGAGGCGGAGCAGGCGAGGGAGCGGGAGAGGGCAAGCAAGAGUGGCUCACGCAAGCGAAGUGCCAGCAUUGUCUUUCUCAGUGUUGGUAUUGGCGCGCUGUUUAUGGCGAGUGGCGGUGGUGGCGUCCUGUCACGUUCCACCUCGCUUUCGACUGGCGACCCAACGCCUCUUCGGGGAGAGGUGUUGACGUGGGCUGCGGAUGUCGAAGAGGCUCCCCGAAUACCGUCACUUGAUCAGCCGGUAUUCUAUUCGUUUCAAGGUGACUCUGAAGAGGAUGAGCAGAGAAAGGGACGACCUCGUCGAGAGCAGCCACCGCUUACCCGUGAGCAAAAGCGACGGAUUAUUGGACGGAUUAGCGCCUGGGCUUGCACGACGCUCUAUCUCACCAGUCGCUUGCCGCAGAUUUGGAAGAAUUAUACGCGCAAGUCUGUCCAAGGACUCUCGUUGGCGCUCUUUGUCUUUGCUUUUCUUGGAAACAGCUUCUACGUCGCCAGCAUUCUCAGCAAUCCAAUCUUAUGGGAAUACGCCCCCGGUGGAGAACCCAUCGAGGCGGGCGUUGCCUCUUUUCUAGGACACCUAUUCGGCCACGUCGAUCCACCGUAUCGCUCACCGCGCGCAACUGCGUUUAUCCGCGAGUCGCUACCUUAUCUCUUGGGGAGUGGUGGGACGCUGUGUUUUGAUGUGAUUAUCGUUACGCAAGGUAUCAUUUACGGACGACGAGAGCAAUUGGAGGACGAAGAAGACGAAGAGGAUGAAGAGGAAGGACUGGAGGAGGAGAUUGAAGAGGUUGAGCAGGAUGGGUUGCGUGGACUCGCUUUGCGAAAGGAAGCUCAUCCUUCUGAUCAGUCACCGGACAAGCUUUUGCAGAGUGUGCAUCCAAUAGAUGCCCAUGGGUGA
Molecule: messenger RNA, 996 nt
Organism: Serendipita indica DSM 11827
Lineage: Eukaryota; Fungi; Basidiomycota; Agaricomycetes; Sebacinales; Serendipitaceae
Source: the annotation of a GenBank genome assembly